UUCACAUUUUACAUCAGAAAACCCAACAUUUGAUUUAGCGGUUUUCAAGUUAUCAAUAAUUUGGCUCACAAGUGUUUAUUUGUACUGUUUAAUUUUUUUUUAAUUUUAUACACUUAUACAUGUAAUUAUUGUGUAAAUUGUUUGUAAAUUGCUAUAUAGUCAGUUACAUAAUUUUAGUUCUGUCAAAUGCAUACGUUAGCAUACAAACAUAAUAAUGCUCACGAUGAUAGUAUUUGGGCAUGUGAUUGGGGUGAAUUACGAACCACUAAGACUAUAGAUCGAAAUGAUUUUGAUAAAGGUGACGAGUCUGACGAAGAAGUACAAGAACUUUCAUCUGACUGUAUAGUCACCGGUUCAAUUGACGAAACUGUGAAAAUAUGGAGUUAUGAUAAGGCCACCAAUCUCAAUUUGGACAAAACUCUUAGUGAACAUUCACUAGGUGUGAUAUCUGUUGCACUAAAUUCAGAUGCUUCGAUUAUUGCAUCCAGUGCAUUAGAUUCUACAUUAAUGCUAUGGAACACUACGACAGGAGAAAAAAUAAAAACAUUCUCAAUUGGACCUGUCGAAUUGUGGACUAUUGCAUUUUCACCAGAUGACAAUUACAUUAUUUCUGGUAGUCAUUCUGGUAAAAUUAAUUUAUUUGGUGUUGAAACUGGGAAACAAGAACAAACAUUUGACACUAGAGGAAAAUUUACAUUAAGCAUAGCCUAUAGCCCAGAUGGUAAAUACAUAGCUUGUGGUGCUCUUGAUGGCAUCAUAAAUGUCUUUGAUGUAUUGUCCGGCAAACUUACUCAUACACUUGAAGGACAUGCUAUGCCAAUUCGAUCAUUAUGCUUUUCAUCAGAUUCAAAAUACUUAUUAACAGGAGCAGAUGAUGGUCAAAUGAAAAUCUAUGCGGUUCAUCAUGCUGAAGUAUUGGGAACUGUAUCUGGUCAUGGUUCAUGGGUAUUAAGUGUGGACUUUUCUCCAGAUUGUAAAAGCUUUGUUUCAGGCAGUGCUGAUAAUACAGUUAAAGUCUGGGAUGUAGGCAACCGUAGUUGUUUAAAUACAUUAAAAGAACAUAAAGACAAAGUAUGGUGUGUGAAAUAUAACUCGAUUGGAGAUAAAAUGGUAUCAGUAUCUGAUGACGCGUCUAUUAAUAUAUAUUCAUCACUUUAAUUAUCUUACUAGUUUCUAAUGUAUAUAAUACUGACUAAUUUUUAUGUAUUGAUGUAUAUAAUUUAUUAUAAACAAUACACAACUGUUUUAAAU
This is a messenger RNA of Melanaphis sacchari, 1251 nucleotides long. RefSeq names its product WD repeat-containing protein 61. The coding region runs from base 187 to 1158 and encodes 323 amino acids. Gene Ontology annotation, cellular component: Cdc73/Paf1 complex. Lineage: Eukaryota; Metazoa; Arthropoda; Insecta; Hemiptera; Aphididae. The transcript has 2 exons. The record is from RefSeq and is a predicted model, not a curated record. Gene Ontology annotation, molecular function: protein binding.